Molecule: messenger RNA, 2290 nt
Organism: Aspergillus heteromorphus CBS 117.55
Lineage: Eukaryota; Fungi; Ascomycota; Eurotiomycetes; Eurotiales; Aspergillaceae
Product: MFS transporter
Exons: 3
Coding region: 99-1910 (603 amino acids)
Biological process (GO): transmembrane transport
Molecular function (GO): transmembrane transporter activity
Source: RefSeq, a predicted model, not a curated record
UGCCGCUUCCAGUCACCUCUGACGAGUUUCACCAUCCGACUCGACUGCCCCGACGCCGAAUCCCGAGCCGAUCCCGACCUCAAACGACUACUUUCCCCAUGGCAAGCGAAAAGGGCGCUGGGCUCGAGAGCCCCGAGAGUCGCGAGAUCCCAUACUGGCGCCUGCUCACCGAUCAGGGCGUUCUGACCCAGGAGAUUAUCGACCACCACUACCCUGGCUCCGGCACCGACGAGGAUCCCUACGCGGUGACAUGGCUCCCGCAGGACCCCCGGAAUCCGAUGCAGUUCAGCGCGAAGAAGAAAUGGACCUAUACCAUGGUGAUGGCCAUCGCCACCCUCGCUGUUGCCCUGGUUUCCUCGGCCUAUACCGGUGGUGUUGCGGAGAUCGAAGAGCAGUUUCAUAUCAGUACCGAAGUCGCAACCCUCGGUGUCUCCCUCUUCGUCCUUGGCUUUGCAGUCGGUCCCCUGCUGUGGGCUCCCUUCAGUGAAAUGUUCGGCCGCCAGGUCAUCUUCUGCAUCACCUAUGCCGCCCUCACGGCUUUCACCGCAGGCAGCGCCGGCUCCCAGAAUGUCUGGACCCUCAUUAUUCUUCGCUUCCUGGCUGGCUCCUUUGGCUCGUCUCCGAUGACCAACGCUGGUGGUGUGAUCGCCGAUAUGUUCACUGCGAAGGACCGAGGUGUUGCCACGAGUCUGUUCGCUGCGGCGCCGUUCCUUGGUCCCGUUCUGGGUCCGAUCAUUGGCGGCUUCCUGGGCAUGAAUGCUGGGUGGAGAUGGGUGAUGGGCUUCCUGGGUGCUUUCUCCGGAGUGGUCUGGAUCAUCGGCUCCCUCGUGGUUCCCGAGACCUAUGCGCCGGUGCUUCUCCGUCGCCGCGCCGAAAAGCUGAGCCAGCUGACUGGUAAGAUAUAUCGGAGCAAGCUGGACAUCGACCAGGGCAAGACCACCCUCAAGACUGCCUUCAAGACUGCCCUGUCCCGCCCGUGGCAGCUGUUGUUCCGGGAGCCGAUCGUGUUCCUCCUGUCUCUCUACAUGGCGAUCGUCUACGGAACCCUGUACAUGCUGUUCGCCGCGUACCCGAUUGUGUACGAGGAGUACCGUGGUUGGAACCAGGGCGUUGGCAGUCUUCCCUUCCUGGGCAUCAUGAUUGGCAUGCUGAUCGCCGUCACCUACAACAUCCUCGACAACAAGCGUUACAUCCGGGUUCAGGACGCGCAUGGCGGCUUUGCGCCUCCGGAAGCCCGCCUGCCCCCGUGCAUGGUGGCGUCCUUCUCUAUCCCGAUCGGACUCUUCUGGUUCGCGUGGACCAAUUACCCCUCGAUUCACUGGAUGGCCAGUGUUGCGGCAGGGGCUCCCUUCGGCUUCGGGCUGGUCUUGGUGUUCCUGAGCAACUUGACGUACCUGAUCGACACCUACACGAUCUUCGCGGCGUCUGUCCUGGCGGCGAACUCGGUGAUGCGGUCCGUGUUCGGUGCCGUCUUCCCUCUGUUCACCACCUACAUGUAUAACAACCUGGGCAUCCACUGGGCCACCUGUAUCCCGGCGUUCCUGGCCCUGGCGUGCGUCCCGUUCCCGUUCCUGUUCUACAAGUACGGAUCGGAGAUCCGCAAGCGCUGCAAGUACGCGGCCGAGUCAGACGCCUUCAUGCGCAGGAUGCUGGCGCAGUUCAUGAAGGUGCCCGAGCCCCAGGAGGAGACGCAGGUGGAGGACGAGAAGUUCGACCGCACCGAGGCGCCGGCCCCGGCGACCGACGUUGUCAGCGGCGACUCCGACUCGGGAGAGGAGCACAUGGCGGCGGCGCACCGGGUUCACACCAAGGCAUCGACGCACACGGUGAUGUCGCAGCACGAGUCGCUGUACGAGGGCAACCCCUACGACAUCGACCGGGUGCACACCCGGGAGUCCUUCAAGCACUGAACCACCUGAACCAAAACACCCCGAUACCUGAUACUGUGACACUUAUACUACACACUACUCCCUCCCUACUCGACGAUGGGGAUAAUAUUUAGUACUUAUUACCUCCCGACUCUUGAAUCCAGACACGGCUCGUGUCGAUUUCGAAAUGAGAUGCGAAUGACGGCAAGAACAAAAAAAGGCCGAGGGGAGGCGCGAAGGAGGCUGAAUUGUUAAGACGACUUGCAUGUUGAUAUACCCCGUUUGAUGUUUCUUUUUUUUCUUUUUUUCAGCUUGCAUUUGCAUGAUAGACGGCGGAGUUCUAAUGCCCGGGCCAUGCGCCCUACCCGAUCCAUAUAAUGAAUAAUUCUGCAUUGUAUUGUUGCUGUCCGGUUGAAUAGUAA